AUGUCCAGAGAGGAAGAACGCUUCAUGACUAAGCUGCGAGGAACCACCGCCUACACUGGAGAACGAUAUCAGGUUCGCUUACCGCUGAAGGAUCAACUUCCAGCAGUUCCAGAGAGCAGACCAAUGGCUGAACGUAGAUUAUCUGCAGUGUUGAAACGAAUGAAAAGAGACAAGAACUAUGCGACUGCUUAUCAGAGCCAGAUGAAUGACCUUAAGAAAAAGAGAUACAUCGAACGUGUUCCAGAGAAUGAACUUGAUGUAAAAAUCAGAUGGUAUCUACCACAUCAUGGUGUAAUCAGCGAGAGAAAGCAGUCCAAGUUGCGAAUCGUGUUUGAUGGUUCAGCUGAAAUUGAUGGAAUUUCAAUCAACAACCUGUUGAUGAAAGGGCCAGACCUGACAAACAGGCUAGACGGAGUACUACUAAGGUUCAGAGAGUACCCAGUUGCCGUUAGCAGUGACAUUCAAGCCAUGUUCCACCAGAUACAAGUACCGCCAGAAGAUCGAAAUUGCUACCGAUUUUUAUGGGUCGAUGACCAAGGCCAGAUUGAAGAUUGGAGGUGGACAGUACAUCCUUUCGGAUCGAAACCUUCACCAGCCAUAGCAUGCCAUGCGUUGAACCACGGGUUGGAAGAACAGGCUGAUGACAGAACAAGAGAGAGUUGUAUUGCUGCUAAACAGACAUUUUACGUUGAUGAUCAUCUCGACAGCUUCAUAGACACUGAAAGGGCAGUAAAACACGUUAAAUGUGUUGACGAGACAUGCCAACGCUCAGGAUUCCUGUUGAGAAAAUAUGCCAGUAAUCAUCCAGAGAUCAUCAACUGUAUACCGCAGGAUCGCCACGUUGAAAUUGGGAGUGAAAUUAGCCUAACAGAAGAUUGUAAAGAGAUGCCAACACUUGGUAUGAACUGGAAGCCUGAGAGUGACAAGUUGACUUACCGAGCUCCAGAUCUUAAGGAAGUUAAAACCAGACCCGAGCUUUUGUCAAACAUGACGAAGCUGUUUGAUUUUUUGGGGUUGGUGUCACCAUGGAUACUCAACUGUAGAUUAAUUGUACAGAACCUGUCAAGGCUGAAGCUAAAUUCGGAUGACCCUGUACCAGAAGAUGAACUUCGAAAGUGGAUCAACUGGAGAGAUGGAACUCAUGCAGUCACGGAGAUAGAGUUUGAGAGAUGUGUGACCACUUAUACACCUGGACCACACGAUGAACAUCAGCUACACGUGUUCGGCGAUGCAUCCGAAAGAGCACAUGGUGUAGCAGCUUACAUUAGCACCCAGAGUGAGGAUGAGAUUGACUCCAAGCUGAUCUACGCUAGAUCCAGAGUAAAUCCGCAAAAUUAA
Messenger RNA from Lineus longissimus, 1338 nucleotides. RefSeq lists its product as uncharacterized. The record is from RefSeq and is a predicted model, not a curated record. The transcript has a single exon. NCBI's taxonomy places the organism in Eukaryota, Metazoa, Nemertea, Pilidiophora, Heteronemertea, Lineidae. Bases 1 to 1338 code for a protein of 445 amino acids.